AUGCACGGCUCCCAGCGUUUCGGAGAUACAACGUUCUAUAUCUCGCUCGACGAUGUACGCCAGGGCAGCCUCACCACAUGGGUCGAUCCGUCUCUAGAGGCGGUCUAUCUGCAUUUCCUUGUACCCAUCAGGGAGGACCACUACGUGGGCGUCCAAAUCUCCAUCGUACCAUUCUCUCUACGUGAAUUUCCUGGCCAAGUCUUUCACUCCGCCCAGGGGGCUAUCGUGCGGUGUUGCGACCAGCUGGACGGAGGCGACCUGCUGCCACAUGUCACCGAUGCAGCGGAUGCAAUAUAUAAAGCUUGUGUCUCGUGGCAUAAAUGGAAUCUUAGGGCCCCUGGGUUCUGGUCCGAAGUCACACAUGGCAGCCAGGUGCAUAGCCCACUCGACACGAGCAUGGAUAAUGCCAGUAUGCAGUUGAAGCAACAAUUGAUGGAGACACAAGACCAAGAGAUGGCAUCACCGAGCGACAGUGCUGUGCACCUGAGCGACGGGUUAAUGCAAACGUCACCGUCGAGCUCGAUUUCAUCUUUACAUUCGUGCAAGAGAAGUGGUCCAAGCAACGUCACAACCAAUUCGACAUUCGAGAUGGAGAAGCCCGCAAGAAAGAAGCGAAAAGGGCGACCUAGCAGCCUCGCGGAACCUAUCAUGGAGACUGCAGAUAUCCUCCUGGAACGGCUCAGCUCCGCAACCAUCUCAGAUGCGGAGGUAACGUCGUACAUUGCACUCGCCAACAUGGAGCACCCGCCAGUGACUCCCAGCGGCGAGAACGUGUCCCGAGCGUGGGAGAUGUGUAUUAACUUCGCGCGGCGGUCCAGUCAGAAGCUGAAAAAUGGCCGGUUCCUGCGCUUCCUAUCCCUCUGCUUCUUUCUCAUAUGGGAGAAGUACUCGGAGAAGCAAGGGAAAAGUGCUGCUCGCUUGGUCAAUGCCAAGAUGCGUGAGGCGGGCUUCUGUGGGCACUCUCGAGGCUUUAAAACGAUUCGUGACGAGACGAAACUGAUCAAUCGCAUUAUCGCAUCAAUCCAAGAAUCGUGCGGCUUCCAGGACGCAGGGAUUCUCUACCACAUCGUCUUCGAGGCCUCUAAUUAUCAACUCCUCCGCACCAUUAAUCGCCUAGGCAAUGACAAAAAAUCCAGCAUCCUCGAGUACAUGUGCAAAAACAUCGACCUCGACACGCUGCGGGACUCAUACCCAACAACAUCAGCUAUCUGCGUGCAGCGCAUCAUCCAGCAAUAUCUGCCGAAUCUUUCGGCAGAGGCGAUCAACGCGGCGAUCGAAUACCAACCAAUAGGCAGUAGCAGAGCAGCUGCAUAUACGGAAGCAUUUGGCCUCCCGCCGACUUCCGCGCAAGGGCAACUACAUCUUGGCGACGCACAGCAAUCCACCGGCCUCCUUGCCCCGGACUUGGACGCAAGCAUGCCCCCGUACCACGACGGGCUUCACGCGCACAUAUUUGCCGAUGAUGGGUCCGGCGGUAUCUCCGACGCUCUAGAUAUGCUGCAGGGUGUUGAGGACUCUUUUAUGCCGUUUGCGGUGGAUGUGGAGGGGCUGGAUAUUGGGUUUCCUAUUCACGAUUUGGAUGGUUCGCAACUUUAGACUAUAUCGGGUUAUUAGCGCGCUGGGGGUCAUUGGACUUUCACUGAUAUAGCUGAGACAGAUGGACCAUUUUGCGCGGCAUUUGCCGGGCACGGUGAGCUUUUUGGCCUUGUUUGUUUUAUUGGCAUAUAUAACUACAUGAUGGAUCUGUUCUGGUGUGUUCAAAGAUAUAGCGAAACGAAAGACAUAUGUAUAUCCACAAUAUAAAUUGAC
Lindgomyces ingoldianus is the source of this 1809-nucleotide messenger RNA. RefSeq lists its product as uncharacterized. The record is from RefSeq and is a predicted model, not a curated record. Bases 1 to 1596 code for a protein of 531 amino acids. The transcript is spliced from 6 exons. NCBI's taxonomy places the organism in Eukaryota, Fungi, Ascomycota, Dothideomycetes, Pleosporales, Lindgomycetaceae.